Messenger RNA from Tauraco erythrolophus (red-crested turaco), 1305 nucleotides. The record is from RefSeq and is a predicted model, not a curated record. NCBI's taxonomy places the organism in Eukaryota, Metazoa, Chordata, Aves, Musophagiformes, Musophagidae.
GAAAUACAAAUAUAAUGUCAGGUGGCUGAAAAUUUGCCUAUCAAAAUGUCAAAAAGGCCAUCUUAUGCCCCACCUCCUACCCCAGCUCCUGCAACCCAAAUGCCCAGCACACCAGGGUUUGUGGGAUACAAUCCAUACAGCCAUCUGGCCUACAACAACUACAGGCUGGGAGGGAACCCGGGCACCAACAGCCGGGUCACGGCUUCCUCUGGUAUUACCAUUCCAAAGCCCCCCAAACCCCCAGACAAGCCCCUGAUGCCCUACAUGAGGUACAGCCGGAAGGUCUGGGACCAAGUGAAGGCGUCCAAUCCUGAUUUGAAGUUAUGGGAAAUUGGCAAGAUUAUUGGAGGAAUGUGGCGAGAUCUCACUGAUGAAGAGAAGCAAGAGUAUUUGAAUGAAUAUGAAGCUGAAAAGAUCGAGUACAAUGAGUCCAUGAAGGCCUACCAUAACUCCCCCGCGUACCUCGCCUACAUCAACGCCAAAAGCCGCGCCGAGGCGGCGCUGGAAGAGGAAAGCCGGCAGCGGCAGUCGCGCAUGGAGAAGGGGGAGCCCUACAUGAGCAUCCAGCCGGCAGAGGAUCCGGAUGAUUACGACGACGGGUUUUCGAUGAAGCACACAGCCACAGCUCGUUUCCAGAGAAACCAUCGUCUCAUCAGCGAGAUACUGAGUGAAAGCGUGGUGCCCGACGUCCGCUCUGUUGUCACUACGGCCAGAAUGCAAGUUCUUAAACGCCAGGUUCAGUCUUUGAUGGUUCAUCAGGUAAAGAUAAACGACACGAAGGCGGCUCAAACAUCGUGGUGUUGGGCUGUACUCCAAGUAUCGGAUCGUCACCAGGAAAAGAAGAGGAAGUUCUUGGAAAGCACAGAAUCCUUUAACAACGAGCUUAAAAGGUUAUGCAGUCUGAAGGUGGAAGUGGACAUGGAAAAAAUUGCAGCUGAAAUUGCGCAAGCUGAGGAACAGGCUCGCAAGAGGCAGGGGGGAAGGGGAAUGGAAAAAGCCGAACGCAGUCAGAAUAACGUAGCGGCUGAGGAGGAACAGGCAGCUACCAAGACAGAGGAGAAGAAAGAGGAGGAGAGUGCUCCAAUGGAGACAGAAGAGCCUCACCCAGAAGAGAGCACAGAAAACCAGCAGAAUGGUGAAGAAGGAACAUCUACCCCCGAUGAUAAGGAGAGUGGCCAAGAAGGGGUCGACAGCACUGCCGAGGAGGGAACCAGUGACAGCAACACUGGUUCCGAGAGCAACAGCGCGACCGUUGAAGAGCCUCCCGCAGACCCCAUCGCUGACGACAGUGAGAAGAAAGAAUAA